This is a messenger RNA of Schistosoma guineensis, 7259 nucleotides long. The record is from the annotation of a GenBank genome assembly. Lineage: Eukaryota; Metazoa; Platyhelminthes; Trematoda; Strigeidida; Schistosomatidae.
GAAAGUGGUAACAUUUUUUUCACGGCACGGACUAGCGGGUAAGCCAGGGAUUUUCGCGCACACGUUACAUAUUGUCGUGGAUUUUUUGUGUCGUUAUUUAUCAGCUAUUAACAGGCUUUUUUGCAUGACACAUCAAUUUCUGUAUUGCUAGUGCUUGUAACAUAGUUUUUAUUCCAAUUUAUUGGCAGUUUGACGUAUUUCUUGCUCACCACGUAAGUAAAUCUGAAGUUAGCUUAAUAUAGUUAUUUGUAACAAUACAAACUCAAGCAAGUAAAGUUCACCAUGUUUCUAGUCAAAAAAUACAUCACAGAUUGAGUUUUCAUGAAAAUGAACCGUAAAAUCUUUUACAUAUGGUUCACCUCCUUGAUUGCGGUGACGGUGAACAUGGAUGUCGGUAGUUGUUUAUAAAAUGUAAGUAGAAGCAAUCAAGCGUUAACCUAAUUGUGAAUAUUAUAUAACUUGCUUGUAUUUAGCCAUAAAAAGUUAUAUCCAUUAGAGGUACCAUUGUUUUGUACUGAAGUGACAUAAUUAUGUAACGUAUAAAAAAUAUAGGAGUAACAAUUGACGUUUAUAGUAUGGGUCAUCUGAGAAAACAUAGAUUUAUCCCAUCAUACUUUAUGGAAAUCCUUUAGCGCAUUAUCUAAUUCAAUCCAGCUUCCGAAUCUCUUAUUCAGCAUAAUACGUUGGAACGCGUCGCUUACGUUCACUGAAAUUUCACUUGAGCAUGAAGCACUAGAUACAACAUACAAUAGCUAUUAAAAAAAGGUUAUUCCUUGAAAAAAAUUAACUGAAGGAAGAACAACAAAUAUUUAGGACUUCCCCUUCAGUUGACAUUUCGUCUUAACUCACAAAAACUAUGCGCAUCUAUAACCUUUUACGUUAUUUUAUCUUUCUUACGUUGUUUUCUGGACCUUAUCAACAAAUUAUAUAUAGCUGUUGACUUUCACUACAGCACUUAGGACCACAGAUCAAGUUUCGAAGGAACAACAGAGCUAAAGUGUGCACUACAAAACAGAAAAUACUCAGUUAAUGCUCUUAGCAGUUAUUUAGUGUUUAUUAUGCAUCAAAAGAUGACUUAUAUAUGGAAACAUUUAUUACUCAUAGGACCCAACACACACACGGCAAUUGAAAUACGGAAUGCCCGCUUCCAGUCAACGCGUUCAAGGUCGUUGAAACGAAACGGCUGACAGAUUUGAAAGGGAUUGCCGUUUAUACCUUGCCUUUUUCACGUGGUUUAGGAAUUCUUCGACUUGCUCUUUUGUAGGGUGUAUUAUACUGUGAUUAUCAUCCUGUCCUGUACAUCGGGAACAUCUCACCUCGGAAUAUAAGAAAAAACUUAUUUUUAUUCGACGGACAAUUACCAGUUCGUAUUGUACCUAUUGCGGACUUAAGUCGUAAAUAAGUCUGCAAUUUAUUAUAUACUCACAGUCUCUAAUCCUAGUAUUAACCAGGUUAAUACUUAAUAACAACUAAUACUCAGAUAUUAUAUUUAAUUUAACGAGCACUGUGCUCACUUAUAUUCAUAUCAUGUCCAAUAACUCCAGUAAAAGAGGAAUUUCACCAACUUCUAAGCCAAAUAAAAGGUCCAAAUAUGUAACCCCUACAACUGACGACUCAGUGCUUGACAAUGUCGAACCUUUAACUACUGAAAAAUAUGUGCAUUGUACACAAAUGUCCCUAUCGUCACCUGAUUCUCCAUGUCGCAGCCCCUCUAUCUUUACGUGCAGUAUGUCAACGGUAAGACUGGUUGACAUACAAGACACUAUACCUACGUGCAUUGAAAAGUCAGCACAGUCUACUAAACAGUAUGUGCUACCAAGGCCUAAGUCUAGAAUUUCAAAAACUAAAGAGUCCAAUGGUCCACCUCAUAUGCACCAAAAUACUGAUAGAUAUAGUAAUGACAUCCGACAGCUACAAAACUCUCUAUCCGAAAUUAACGGCAAACUUGAGCAAUUAGCACCCCUCACUCAUAUAUGGGGCCUUAAUACAGACAGAAAUCUUGAGCAACUCACUAAAGCUGAGUGUAUUUUGGAGUUUGUGGCUGAAGAAGUGACGAAGAGAGUAAUGUCCUCCUUCAAUGCAGUUGUGUAUAACCUCCCCGACCGCACACACCCAUCUAAGUUAAGAGAUAUUUGCCUUAGAGCAUGCGGUAUGCCGAACGUUAACUGCAAAGUCAUCCGCCUUAGAAAAAAGUCAGACAGAUCAACUUCCCCCCUCUUGUUUAUGUUUGGCUGUUGUAACGAUGCUAAGCAGUUUAUUGAUUUGAGCAAAAACAUUAGCUCACUAAUUCCAUACAAAAAUAUAAAAGUCACUCCAGACCUCACGCCCUGUCAACGUCGUGUAAGAAGACGCGAAGCGAUAGAAUUGAAUGGGAGUGUUACAGUUAAUAAUCAGCCACAGACAGUUUGCAACACAGCAAAUAGUUUAAAACACACGAACAUUAAGCAUGACACCACUCCACAUACGGCUGACCACUCUGUUGAUCUAGAUGAGUCUACAGAUCAGAAACCUUUGGAUAAGAUUCGGACCCCAACUGACACCAAAAACCAUAACGACAUGACUGAUCCCAGCUGUUCAUUCAGUAAUGUACUAAAAUGUGAGUCGUGUAACAACACAUGUGCAACUAAACCUAUACACUUGAAAAUUUGUCCUCCUAAAGACAUUCCACAAGUAGACUUGAAUGAACGUAAGUUCAUCUCACAAAGACAACGAAAGAAUCCUUCUCUGAAAAUAAAGGGUGGGAAGACAAAACUCAUGAUACCGAAUAGGGAAACACGUAAGAUUGAACCCAACUGCUCUAUAGGUAUCCCAAGAACAGUGAACAGGUUCUCCCCGAUGCUAUCGUAUAACUUGCCUUCAACACCUCCAAGUUGCAAAAAGGGUGGUGGGCUUCAACGUAGCAAGCCCUCUUACACGCAGACUAACGAAAACUACCAGAGAACUGGCCACCCAAAUCACCCCCUGAAGCCUAAAACCAUAAAUAAGAACGGUAAUAAUAGGUUUCUCACUCCACACCCUACCUACAUUCCCCAGGAUCGCAACUGUAAUUACUCUCAAAAAGAAAACUUCUCAUACCCUUUAGUACCGACCCAUCACAUAACAACGGCUCCCAUGUAUAACAACAGUCGCAACUCCUCCCAGUUACGCGUAGCAGACCCCUCUCGCGCUAACGUAAAUAGCCAUAACAGGGGCUACGAGUCUAACCAUCAAGACUAUUUUGUAAAUAACCAUACACUUCACAGUAGGCCUGUACAAAAUUUUUUUGGAAUAAGACCCCUAGUGACACCUCUGUUGAAGCAUAUAGCCCAGGUUAUUUCAAACCACAUGCAAACCAUAAAUUUGUUUCCUCCGUACAGUUUCCAUCACAGAGUACUUCCACCCUUUCCUCCUGGGUAAACUCCCCAAUCAACUUCACCAGCUCAUUUGAUACAUCUCCUAAUAAGUUUAACUAUCAAAAUACCGAGCUAAUGAAGAACAUCCAAUCCCUCACAUCAAACUCAUCUUACACUCGCGAGGGUUACGACGACUUUAUCCGAAAUACCCUCACCCAUUUUAACUUAGUAGCCCACUUGCUUAAUAUAUGUCUUAUCAACGCUCGAUCGAUCUGCAACAAAAAGACGGAUUUAGCCCUGUUUGUAUCCAUAUAUCAACCAUCAGUUAUUAUGAUAUCUGAAGCAUGGACUAACAGUAAUAUUUCCGACCGAAGCAUAUCUCUAGAUAACUAUUCCCUAUAUAGAAGCGAUAGAUUGAAUGGACGAGGCGGAGGAUGCCUUAUUUACGCUCACUCUAGCCUGAACUCACUGCUAUGUGAUAUGCCUGAACUAAACAAACUGAAGGAUUCGGUGUGGAUUGUAUUAAAGCCGUCGAAUUCCGUUACCUUACUGCUCGGCUGUGUUUAUCGUCAACCUAACGCAUCAAUAGAUGAAAUAGCAGUAUUAUCGGAGGUAUUCACGCUAGCAUCAUCCCUCUCAUUCACAGGCGAGCUCAUUUGUGGUGACUUCAAUAUGCCCGAAAUUUCUUGGCUGCCAGUCAAAGCGCCGAGACGUUAUGAAUCAUUUAUUGAAUGUCUAGAGCUUGGACAAUGGACUCAGUAUGUCGAUAGCCCUACCAGACAUCAAAACAUCUUAGACUUAGUCUUUACCAGUGGCCUCAUCCCCAAUACUUUGUAUAUUGGAAAAAAGUUCCCAGGUAGUGAUCAUAACAUUGUCAUAUGCAGCCUUAAUGUAAAAACCACAACCGAUAGAAGUAAAACCGUAACACUUCGUAGAAACUAUCGCAAGGUUGAUUGGAAUAACUUCCACAAUUACCUAAGAAGCACUGAUUGGAGAACUUUGUUUACCUCAAACAAUACCGACACAUUAACCAAUAUAUUUUAUCACAACAUCAAAAGUAUCAUCAACAAUAUCGCACCUUUAGAAUACUGUAAACCUACGUUCUCCAAAGAUCUCUAUAUACCGGUCAGUACAAGAAGACGUCUUCAAAGACAUUGUACUCGAUUCCACAACUUAAAUGACUUUUCCUCUUUAGUAACGAUGACAGAAAUACUUGUCCGAACAGAGGCAAUAAGUAAACAAAAAGCAGUAGCACAGGAAAAACGUGCAGUUGAACUUAAUAAUAACUCCUCUGCACUCACCAUACUACUCCAAAAUAAACUUAAACGCUCUAAAUCGAGAGGGAGUAUAUUCAUUAAAGGCAAACAAGUAUACGAAGAUCCCAAACUUAUCACAGAAUUAUUCAGUGAACAUUUUUGUUUCUCACUAACUAACGAAAAACCAUUUAAUGAUUCAGAACCAAUCCCAGUAACUCCCUGUGAAAUUACUAAUGUAGAAUUCAGUGUACAAAAUAUCUCCAAAGCAAUCAGUACAUUGAAACACUCCUACACUGAUGGACCAGAUGGUAUUCCAUCUAGCAUGCUAAAACGCGGAGGUGAUGAUAUGUGUGUUUUGCUUCUCAAACUAUUCGCGAUAUCACUCUCUUCAGCGUGUUACCCUACUGCCUGGAAAACUACACAUAUCAUUCCCAAAAUUAAAACAGGACCUGAAGCAAACGUUGAAAAUUACCGGCCUAUAAACAUAACUUCAGUGGUAUCCAGAGUGAUGGAAAAAGUAGUUAAGGCGGCUGUAGUCCAACAUCUAUUAACUAACAAUCUCUUGUCGACCUCCCAGCAUGGAUUUCUUAGGUCCAGAUCAUGCGAUACAUGCCUAGUAGACUACCUGAAUGAUAUAACUCUGAAACGAGACAGCGAACUCCUUGUAUCAGUCCUAUUCCUAGACUUUAAGAAAGCCUUUGAUAAGGUCCCACACAAAAGGAUACUCGUCAAACUAAAGUCCUUCGGAAUACACAACCCACUGUACUCAUGGUUUGCUUCGUUCUUAACAGAACGUAAACAGAUGGUAAAGUACAAUGACUGUCUCUCGUCCCCUAGACCAAUCACCAGUGGAGUCAUCCAGGGAAGCGUAUUAGGGCCACUUUUCUUUCUUAUGUAUAUAAACGAUAUAUGUAACACCAUAGAAUUUGGGAAACCGUACUUAUAUGCUGAUGAUCUCAAAAUAGUAUACAGCUAUAAACCUGAGACACUAAGCGAAAGUGUAUCCCAGAUCCAACAGGACCUCAAUAACUUAACUAUAUGGAGUGAAAAAUGGCAAUUACCAUUUAACCUCAACAAGUGCGGGAUCAUGCACUUUGGAAAGCAUCCCUAUAAACCGCAACUUCACUUAAGUGAAUGUAUAGUCCAAACACUCGAAUCAGUACACGAUUUAGGAAUUAAUUACACAGGAAGCCUAAACUUUGAAGAACAUGCCUCCUCUAUUAUUUCUAAAUCUAGACGGCUAAUUGGUUUUAUAAUGAAAAACUUUUUCACAACAGAGGGUAAACUUACUCUCUACAAAAUAUGUGUACGACCCACCCUUGAAUACUGCUCUUUUGUCUUCUCUAAUAUGAAUAUCGCAGACAAGAUAAGAGUAGAAGAUGUUCAAAGACGUUUCACACGUCAACUACUAGGAUGUAACUCGAAUCUCGAUUACACAGACAGAUGUAAGCAUCUAUCUUUAGAACCUUUAUGGCACCGUAGGCUAAAACACAAUUUAAUAUUUCUCUACAAAGCGAUAUAUGGGCUCUCAUUUCUAACCUCCUGCCCGACUAUCACCCACGACCCAGCCUAUAGACUUAGAAACAACGCAUAUACACUACACACCGUAAAACACCAAAAACAAAUGCGUUGUAAGUUCUUUACAGUACGGUACAGUUUAUUGUGGAACAGGCUGCCAAUGCCUAUCCGUAACUGUGAUACGUUUACCAGAUUCAAAAAGCUAAUAACCCUAUUUCUAGACUCCAAAGAGCUUCAACAUUAUCUUGAACUCCCGCCCACCGAUGAGGCACUUUAUUACGGACCACCUAGUAUCUAGAAAGAACAAAAUUAUAACAAGUUCGACUGUUACUAAUCUGAAUAUAACCAAAUCACAGGAUAUAUGGAUUAUCCUUUCCUAUUAUUCAUUGUUUAUUAAUCAUGAUUUCAUGCUCCUAACCCUAGCUUUCAGUCCCCAAAUCUCUACAGGUUAAAUGUACAUUAUUCUUCCUAAAAGUCAUGCUUUUUUUUCUACUGCAAGUAGACAGAUAGCUCAAUCUUAUGGAUGCUGAUCUACUAAGGCCGAUCAUUCAAAGCUCAAAAUUUGGCCACAAAGUCUUGUGAGUUUCUCAAUGUUUUAUUUUUCUCACCCUAAAAUCUUUUUCUUUUUUUUCUACAAUUUUAUACCCUCUCAUAUCUUUUGAUUUACUAUUAAUCCUUACUUCUUUAAACCAUUAGUUAUUUUCAUAGCAGUGUGAUAUACUAUAUGGACAUCUAACCCAUAAAACAGAAUUUUUAAAUAUCUGAUUUGCUUGUAACAUGGACCUAGUAGAGACAGUGUAUUCCAACUAUGUGCUUUGAUUAAAGCAUUAAUCAUACUUACCACAAACGUAAGAGAGUCUAACAUCACAAAAGGAGGGAGGGUGGCGUUACUGACCAGCAAACAUGAAGGUGGGGAGAUAACUUCAAUCCACCCAUGUCUGUAGGGCAGAACAUUUUGUUUAAUUACGGCUCCUUAUGGUUUAGUGGGAUGUCACGAACUUAUGGUAUUGAAGCUGAUUUAUCACGCAAAAUACCUCUUUAAAUCGUGUUACGAACGUUGAAUUGGUUUCACUUCCUACUCAGAAAUCUUAUUACAAGCAAACUAGACAAUUCGCUAAUAUACGAAGCCUACUCAAGACCCUAUAAUACCUGG